Molecule: messenger RNA, 1229 nt
Organism: Penicillium samsonianum
Lineage: Eukaryota; Fungi; Ascomycota; Eurotiomycetes; Eurotiales; Aspergillaceae
Product: SH3 domain-containing protein
Exons: 4
Coding region: 108-896 (262 amino acids)
Biological process (GO): protein transport to vacuole involved in ubiquitin-dependent protein catabolic process via the multivesicular body sorting pathway
Cellular component (GO): ESCRT-0 complex
Molecular function (GO): protein binding
Source: RefSeq, a predicted model, not a curated record
CAAACCCCUGUGUCUCCCGACUCUCUCUACUCCGGUUUUUUUUUUUUUACUUCUCUUGUCAUUCCGCAAUAGUUUCCUUCAAUCUCUACCACCCGUGUGCUUUCAUAAUGGCGGCCUCCAGCGAGUUCGCGUCUGCCAUGACCACCCGGUCGCUCCGCAUGGUCCGGACCGUACUAAUUCAACAUCAUCCAGGAACUGGAAUUUCUUGCCGAUGCCUCUGUGAUCACUCCCCGCCAGCUCUCCUCUAUUCUAUCACAGCUACCCGCCGAUUCCGAGGCCUCUCGGGCGGUGCACGCAUCACCUUCGCCGCCCCGACAGCACGCACAGCCUGCGCCUGUUCAACAUGUCCCAGUGCAAGCGCAGCCCCUCCGGCCCCCUACACGCCCUCAUACUCGCCUCCUGUCUCACAGAUGGCCAAUGCGUCGGUGAAUGAGAAAGCCCACUUGCACAAUCAAUACGCAAGCCAACCCCCGCAGGCCCCGCCAGCUUAUCCCCAAGUCCCGCCAGUCCUUGGUCUCGCCUCGGCCAUGUACGCAUACACACCUACCGAUGCCGGUGACUUGGCCUUGCAGCCGCAAGAUCGCAUUCAGAUUACCGAGCACAUGAAUGACGACUGGUGGCGUGGUCGCAAUGAGCGGACUGGCCAGGAGGGUAUCUUCCCUCGAAGCUACGUGAACAUUGUGAAUGAGAAGGCUGGUCUUUCUUCGCCCCCGCCUACAAACUAUGGAAAUAUGCCUCUUGCAGUUAGCCAGAGUGGACAGCCUGAAAACCCCGAGGACCCAAAGAAGAACAAGAUCGAGGAAGGAGGAAAGAAGUUCGGAAAGAAACUGGGCAAUGCCGCAAUAUUCGGUGCCGGUGCUACUGUUGGCUCCAACAUCGUGAACAGCAUCUUCUAAUCAUACGGCCACGCUAUUUUGCUAGGCAUUUUGCUUCGUAUUCACUUUCAUUCUACGGCGUUGGUGGCUUGAAUUCUUUUGCUUUGAAUGGAUUGACUGGGCUCAAUCAGCAUCGCUUAUUGGCAGGCUUAUAACCAAGGAUUUCAGGGCCCCCAGUGUUCAAAUGCUAAUUAGCUCUUCAUUGCGAUACGAUCCCGGCUUAGGGUUACACACAUACUUAUCUCAGCCAAUGAAUUUCCUCAUAUUCUGGAUCACAUCAAAAUUUACUAAAGCUUGAAUAAUGCAGCUACAAAGGGGUUACCUAUGUACGUCAUUAGAUCACCCGAUGGAAGC